AUGAACCAGUACUGGGGCCGUUUUAUGUGUUCAGAGAGGGCUUCCGCGUCAGACACCAGGGCUCUGGAGAGGGACAAGCCAACAGAGAACCAGAGGCCUUCGACUCCUUCUCCAUUGCCCCAGUCUGAUGCUGAGAAGAACUCCUACCUCUACUCCACGGAGAUCACACUGUGGACGGUGGUGGCUGCCAUUCAGGCCUUGGAGAAGAAGGUGGAUUCCUGCCUGGCCCGCUUGCUGACUCUGGAGGGACGGACAGGGACAGCCGAGAAGAAGCUGGCAGACUGUGAGAAGACGGCGGUGGAGUUCGGGAACCAGCUGGAGGGCAAGUGGGCCGUGCUGGGGACCCUGCUGCAGGAGUACGGGCUGCUGCAGCGGCGGCUGGAGAACGUGGAGAACCUGCUGCGCAACAGGAACUUCUGGAUCCUGCGGCUGCCCCCGGGCAGCAAGGGGGAGGUCCCCAAGGUGCCCGUGACCUUUGAUGAUGUGGCCGUGUAUUUUUCUGAGCAGGAGUGGGGCAAGCUGGACAGUUGGCAGAAGGAGCUCUACAAGCAUGUGAUGAGGGGCAACUAUGAGAUGCUGGUCUCCCUGGAUUAUGCCAUCUCCAAACCAGACAUCCUCACCCGGAUAGAGAAGGGAGAGGAGCCUUGUCCUGGAGUCCGGUGGGACCAGGGGAAAGAGAGUGAGGAGGAGGCAGCAUGUCCAGGGAAGCCAGGUGCUGGCCUCUCUCCAUAUCCCGAGCACACCCCCGGCCCAAUCAGCCCUGCCCAGGAGGAGCCCAAAGAAGGGCAGGCCCCGGAACAGCAGCAGCGAGACUCCCGAGCAAGAGCGCUCCCACCCGGGCCAGGUAGUGGUGGUGGUGUGGCCAUCAAGACAGAAGCACAGUCUGAGGACGAGGUGAUGCCCGAGCAGCUCUUCCUGGGGGUGUCCCCAAGCAAGACCAAGCGAAGGCUUCCCAGAGGGCCCAGGAACAGGACUGGAGGCCCCAGCCAGCACCAUGCCGAAGGUGUGCCAAGGGUGAGAUUGGGGGAGCCACGGCCAUUGGGGACCGUGGGGGAGCUGCCCCGUGUCCUCCCUCGCCGGCGAGAGCGGACCUUCCCCUGCCCUGACUGCGGGCAGAGCUUCCGCUUGAAGAUUAACCUGACAAUCCACCAGCGGACCCACGUGGAGGAGGAGCACGAGGAGCACGGGGAGGCCCGGGGCAGCUCGCCCACCAGCUGGGGGGAAGGCCACUCCACCCUGGAGCCGGGAGAGGUGGUGGUGCCCGGCCCUGUUAUCCGCUGGCUCCCUGAGGAGCCCAAGGGCUACCGCUCCCCGGCUGGCCGUGCCUUUGUGGGGCGGAGGCCAGCGGCUGCCAAGGUGUACCACUGCAGCGAGUGCCUGCGCGUCUUCCAGCAGAGGAAGAGCCUGCUGCUGCACCAGCGCCUGCACACGGGCAACAGUCAGGGCUGGCCCGCCUGUCCCUACUGCGGCAAGGCCUUCCGCCGGCCCUCAGACCUCUUCCGUCACCAGCGCAUCCACACUGGUGAGCGGCCAUACCAGUGCCCCCAGUGUGGCCGGGCCUUCAACCGCAACCACCACCUGGCUGUCCACAUGCUGACUCAUGCCCAGGAGCAGGUGGACCCACACUUCCCUGCUCCCUCUGCCUGCCAGGGGAGCCCAACCCUGCCCUGGCCCAGCCAUUCUGAGGAGGGCUAACCAGGCAGGAGUCUGCUAGGGGCACCCUCUUACUGUCCUAGGGUACCUCUGGCAGGACUUGCUCUCUACCUGUGGGGCCUUUCUCCAUUGUGCCUGAUGCUGGUGCCUCAUUCUGGGAUGGCUUUGGA
Molecule: messenger RNA, 1823 nt
Organism: Galeopterus variegatus (Sunda flying lemur)
Lineage: Eukaryota; Metazoa; Chordata; Mammalia; Dermoptera; Cynocephalidae
Gene: ZNF783
Product: zinc finger family member 783
Exons: 6
Coding region: 1-1695 (564 amino acids)
Biological process (GO): regulation of DNA-templated transcription
Source: RefSeq, a predicted model, not a curated record